AUGAAUGUUGGCAUCUUAAUGAGAUCAGCAACUCAAAGAAGUUACCACAAAGAGACGACGAUGUUUCAUGAAUUAAAUCGUAAAGGAGAUCAAGAUAUUGCUUCGCGCUUGGCUUCGCGUCAUUUUCCGCCUUCGGUUCUUUAUAGAAGUGCAACUUUGAAUGCCGAUUGUAGAAUAAUAAAAGCAUACAAUGAGUGA
Molecule: messenger RNA, 198 nt
Organism: Clunio marinus
Lineage: Eukaryota; Metazoa; Arthropoda; Insecta; Diptera; Chironomidae
Source: the annotation of a GenBank genome assembly